Messenger RNA from Lathyrus sativus (Indian pea), 741 nucleotides. Lineage: Eukaryota; Viridiplantae; Streptophyta; Magnoliopsida; Fabales; Fabaceae. The record is from the annotation of a GenBank genome assembly.
AUGGGUAGCACACCGGAGGAUUUUUCCGUGGUAGUCUUAGCUUCCGAUUUCGCCGUAGAUGCUCGACCAUUCCUUUUCCACGACGCAGAACAACAACAAGAAGAAGAGAGUUGGCACGAUUGUUCUCAGUACCUUUCCCCCGACGAAGACUUCUCCGAUCUAGAACAGUUACAAUUCAUUACUCUCCAAGGCUCCGACAAGAGCGGCGCUCGUAUUCUCCGCAUCGUCGGGAAGCACUAUCCCGCAACAGUUGUGAGUGCAGAACGGCUGAAGAGGUAUGUUUUUCACAAAAUAUUCAGUGAAUUGCCAGAUGGGCCAUUUUGCAUUGUUUACAUGCACAGCACUGUUCAAAAGGAGGAUAAUUCUCCUGGGAUGACCAUCUUGAGGUGGAUUUAUGAAGAACUUCCAGAUGAUUUUAAGGACAGGCUUCAAACUAUGUACUUCAUCCACCCUGGGCUUCGUUCCAGGCUAGUCAUAGCUACUCUCGGCAGGUUUUUCUUAAGUGGAGGAUUAUAUUGGAAGAUCAAGUACGUUAACCGCCUUCAGUACCUUUGGGAUGAUAUAAAGAAAGGAGAGAUUGAGAUACCAGAAUUUGUACAACAGCAUGAUGAUAUUUUGGAGAAUAGGCCCCUCACUGAUUAUGGAAUUGAACCUGAUCCCUUUCACUUGACUGGGAUGCCAUCAACUUCAUACUCAUUUGGAAAAUAUGAAGAGAAAUGGGCUGGAAGGUCGUAUCUCUGA